AUGAGUUUCAAGGCAUCCAGUGUCGCUUUGCCUGAUCUUUACGAGGCUUCAAUCGUAGAACUUCAAGAUGGUCUAGUCAAAGGACACUUCACUAGUGUUCAACUUGUCAAGGCCUACUUGAACAGAAUCGAGGAAGUCAACUUAAAGGGUCCUGCAUUACAUGCGGUCAUCGAGACUAAUCCAAUAGCCUUAUCACAAGCUGCGGCCCUUGACGACGAGCGGAAAGGCAAAGGCGGCCGUGGGCCAUUGCACGGAAUACCAUUAUUAUUGAAAGAUAACAUUGCUACGCUGCACGAAGAAGGAAUGAACACGACUGCAGGUUCCUACGCACUGCUGGGUUCUGUCGUUCCUCGGGAUGCAUUUGCUGCCGCACAAUUACGUGAAGCUGGGGCUAUAUUUAUAGGAAAAGCAAACCUCUCUGAGUGGUCCGGUAUGAGGGGCGAGUGGGGUCGUUUAAAGGGACAAGUUCCCAAUGGCUUGUCAGAGCGCGGGGGACAAACUCUUUCCCCCUACUACCCGAAUGCACAUCCGUCUUCUUCGAGCUCCGGAAGUGGCGUUGCGAUGGCCAUUGGUCUCGCAGCUGGGUCACUUGGCUCAGAAACUCAUGGCUCUAUUGUCUCUCCAAGUAGCAGGAACAAUGUUGUGGGCAUCAAGCCCACCGUCGGGCUGGUAUCUCGCUCAGGCGUAAUACCUAUCUCAUCUCAUCAAGAUACUCCUGGCCCGAUGUGUCGUUCUGUCACUGAUGCCGCGCUAUUGUUGAAUUUCAUGGCUGGGCCUGAUCCUCGAGAUGAAGUCACUUUACAUCAGCCCGGACUAGUCCCAGACUACAUGAAAGCGCUCGACAAGAACGCCCUUAAAGGUGUUCGUCUUGGAGUGCCUCGUUCCUUCAUCCGCAAUACCAAGGCCAUAGAGGAGACCUUCAACUCAUCUCUUGACGUCUUUCGAGCUUUGGGCGCGGAGAUCGUUGAUCCUGCGGAUUUCCCUGAUACAGAAGAACUACUGACAUCGAAGGCGGAGAAGCGGGUACUGGACGUGGACUUUAAAGUUGAUCUUAACAAAUACCUAUCAGAACUUGUCGACGUUCCGACAGGCGUCAAGACUCUCGCUGCAUUGAUAGAAUUCAGCGAGAAACGUGCGGACCUAGACCUUCCACCACCAUUUUACAAUGACCAAUCGCAGUAUGUCGGCUCACAUCUCAUACGCGAUAUGCUUUUAGCCAGGAUAUCUAGAUUCAAGCAAUCGGAAGCCUCUCAAGUUGAUGACGCCUACUUUUCGGCACUAGCCGAGAAUUUCGACUUGGGACGUACGAGAGGAAUUGAUGCCACUCUGGCCCAGUUCAAUCUCGAUGCUAUAAUUCUACCAACCGAAAAUGCAUCGGGACCCACGGCAAUCGCAGGGUAUCCGUUAAUUUCAGUGCCCCUCGGAUUCCAGCCAGAUGACGUCGAGUUACUACCUGUGACGCCAUCGCCAGUUUAUACGCAAGCCCCAGGACUUCCUUUUGGAAUUGUUUUUAUGGGAACCGCGUAUAGCGAGUUCAAGCUCAUCGGCUAUGCGUAUGCGUUUGAGCAGGCUACCCAUGUGAGACUUCAAAGGAGGGCCUAUGAUGAUGCGAUUCCUAGAACCCAAUUAACGGACGUUAUGUCCCAGCUGUGA
This is a messenger RNA of Suillus discolor, 1653 nucleotides long. Its product is annotated as amidase signature domain-containing protein. Lineage: Eukaryota; Fungi; Basidiomycota; Agaricomycetes; Boletales; Suillaceae. The record is from RefSeq and is a predicted model, not a curated record. The coding region runs from base 1 to 1653 and encodes 550 amino acids. The transcript has 6 exons.